AUGUCUUCCUUAACCUACCUCACCGUCCUCUCACUGCUAGCUCUGGCGGCCUCGCCGCCCUCGGGCGCCUCCGCCGACGUCGCGGCCCCAUCCCCACGCCGCGCUCCUCGCGGCCCGGCCAUCGCCGCGCAGUUCCUGUCCUUGAUCAACGCCGUGCGCGCCGACGCCGGGGUGCCGCCGCUGUCGUGGAACGCGACGGCGGCGCAGCGGGCCAAGCUGCACGCGAGCUGGCUCCGCGACUCGGCGGGGUGCGACCUGGACCAGAAGGAACGGGCCCCCGUACGCGUGGAGAUGGGGACGGCCAUGACCUGGUACCGUGGCUACGACGGCCGCCCGACGCCCGCCGACGCGGUGGCGUUGUGGCUGACCGAGCGGCCGUGGUACGACCGCGCCGCCGACACGUGCGCGGCCGGACAAGAGUGCGGGAACUACAGGCUGGUGGUGAAGCCCGAGUGGCGCCAGCUCGGGUGCGCCCUGGUGGCGUGCCCGUCCGGCGGCGCCGUGGCGGCGUGCGCGUACCGCAGGGGGCUGGGGACAAAGUGA
Molecule: messenger RNA, 543 nt
Organism: Setaria italica (foxtail millet)
Lineage: Eukaryota; Viridiplantae; Streptophyta; Magnoliopsida; Poales; Poaceae
Product: pathogenesis-related protein 1C
Exons: 1
Coding region: 1-543 (180 amino acids)
Source: RefSeq, a predicted model, not a curated record